This is a messenger RNA of Neodiprion fabricii, 4537 nucleotides long. RefSeq names its product plexin domain-containing protein 2. The transcript has 8 exons. Lineage: Eukaryota; Metazoa; Arthropoda; Insecta; Hymenoptera; Diprionidae. The record is from RefSeq and is a predicted model, not a curated record. Bases 406 to 2169 code for a protein of 587 amino acids.
GCGGAGCAAAGACGACGGUGUUGCCUUCGGUUCACUUCAGUUGUACCGAGUGAGCCGACAUGCUGUGUUCGAACUCGGUCGCCGUACCGGUUUGAGGGAGGGCCUACGCACCAGUUGUGUUGUAUACGUCUCGGGUGUCGGUCGGAUAGCACGAUACUCGCGUCCCGAGGUCUUUAAAACGGCGCUAGCUAAAAAAUCGCCGAAGAUCCGUAAAACGGCAGCCGGUGAUUCGUUACGUACUUACCGAGUCUGAAAUUCGUUCGUGAAAACGUUUCGUCCUUACGCCGAGAAGAGAGUCGAAGGGCGAUUGUGAGCUGGUUUAAAACGAAGAAAUAGCCGGACAGAGCUAAGUUGUUCUUUUCUUUGUAAUAUUAUAAACAGGAACUGCAAAUCCGAGGCAGAAAUAUGGCGCGUGAAUCACGGUGGUUGUUUUCUUCUUCGUGCUGUUAUGUGCGCUAUUCAUUCGUCAUACUCGUUGCUGCAUCCCUUGGAUUUUCUCUCGUCGUUUCAGCGGCUGACACGUCAGAAGAUUUCUACCAUAGCUAUGAAAGCUUGAACUGGGACAAGAGGUCUGCUCCAGCAGUGCCUGUGAAUUUAGUCCUCUACGAUGAACCAGCGACCAGAGUGCGGCGUAGCUUACCGGAACCAGCACCGGACCAGAACGCAACUUUGGAUGUUGCAACCACACCAUCGACGAAAACAACAGCGAAAUUGAACAGCAGUUUUGAAAAUGUUGCAUACUCAACCGAUAACAAUACCAAGAAUUCUACGUCUCAGCCAACGUUGGUUACAACGUCUCAAGUCGUUGUUUCGCAACCAUUGAAUGCUGCUACUGGAAAAUCAGUUGAUCUUCCAAGAAUAUGGGCCAACGCAACGAUGAGGCCGGUUGUUCUGGAGAGUCCUGUUAACAAGACUGAAGUCUCGGCUACAAACACAACCAAAAAUAUGGACGAUUCGAUUGGCGAUGAUAUAAACAUUAGUAAAUUUGGAGAUCCUUCAAACACUACGUUGUCUCAGAAUAAUAUCACUAAGACCCAGGAAGAUCAUCACAUUUAUUACAACAGCACGAUAUUCACGGAUAAGGUCCAGGCUCAGAAGUUAUGGGUCGACAUGGACAAUCAUCCGCAGCUUGUAGUCAAUGAGCUUCUCAGUGACAGCCAUAGGAGAGCUGCGACGGUGAAGCUAUCAUUUGAUUUUCCAUUCUACGGACAUGAUGUCAGGAACGUAACGAUAGCAACAGGCGGCUUCUUGUACACUGGCGAAUACGUGCACAGCUGGCUAGCCGCAACUCAGUAUAUUGCUCCUUUGAUGGCGAACUUUGAUACCAGGCUGUCCAAUGACAGCUAUGUCAAAUAUGCAGAUAAUGGCACAGCCUUCACUGUGGAGUGGUCUAAAGUGGCACUUCAAACGAAGCAAGACGUUGGAGACUUCACUUUCCAAGUGACUCUUCACAAAAAUGGUGAUAUCGUGUUCGUUUAUGCAGCUAUACCACUGGACAUUGAAAAAAUCGCAGACAAUUUGCACCCUGUCAAAGUCGGACUCAGCGAUGCUUACAUAAUCGACAGAACUGUCUUUUAUGUUCGACGCAAGACGAUUUACGAAUAUCACAGGGUAAAUUUCAUGAACCAGGAAGUAAAAAAUUGGACCGUAAUUUACCUCCAUGCAUUACCAACAUGUCUGAGAAUGGACAACUGUAACGACUGUCUGAAUACAUCAAUCGACUUUAAAUGCAAAUGGUGCCCAAGUUUGAACCGGUGUAGCACUGGCAUUGAUCGUUACAAGCAGGAAUGGCUUAUGAAGAGAUGUGAAGAGCAGAGCAUCAAGGAAGAGGAAAGCUGUCCCGUGACACCCUCAACGGCCACAACGUACGAGGAACAUGAAGUCCAUAGUCAUGACCAUCACAACAACACAUUUGACGUACAAAAAAUUAUGCAUACAGCAAAUGCUCGCGGCCCUUUGCCUCCUACGAAUAAAAUGACUAUGGGGGUGUCUGGAAUAAUCGGAAUUCUCUUAGUGGUCUCGCUAAUCGUUGCCUUAAUUGGGUGGGGCGGAUAUGCUUAUCGCAAUCCACACAGUGCCUCCGGUCAAGUACUCAUCAGAUAUCGACCAAGUCAAUGGAGUUGGCGGCGAGGAGAAGCACGUUACACAGCCGCAACAAUUCAUAUGUAAUGAGGUACCAAGACAAUGAACAAUAACAUCUGACAGUGAAGAUAGUCGGGCUGUCAGAGAGACAUGAACUUCCUACUUAACGUAUACAGUACAUAUACUAUAGAAUACACUACAGUAGUGGACCAAGUCUACUGGCUAGAAAAACCGAAUUCUCAGCGUUUGUGCGAAACUGCCGAUCUGCCAACAAAAAUUAAACCGCAUAUAAACGAUUAUGAAUAAUAAUUAUGUUGAGCCGCAGAGCUGAAAUGAAUAUUAUGGUAUAGUAUAUCGUCAAUGGAAGGAAGUGUAUGUCAAUUAGGAAUAUAAGUCGUCAGAAGAUUGAAUUUAUGAAACGAAUGAUACACUUUGCAUCGGAUGUGUGUAAAUGGAAAACUAGUAUGCAUAUGAUCUUAGCAGUAAUACUUACGAAUACCCACGUUUCGCGCAACUUUAUUUUAUACGAAACUUGCAGCCGUGUACGUAAUAUCUUAUGCUGUAGGGUCUCAUGAUAACCGUUACAAUUAUUCGACAUGUGGGUACUUUGUACGUUUUACACGAUCUAAACCAAUCUGACGAAAAUAAUUUUAUAGAUUAUAGUACUCGCGUAUCCCGAAGCUAACGAUUUAUAUGUUGUAACAAAGGGUGAAAUCACCCGUUUUGUCCCCUUUUAAUGAUCUUGAGUAGUCAUCGUAGAUAAAAGACGUUUAUAAACCUCUUAUGUCUUUAAAAAGAAUAAGGUUGCUGCGUCAAUCAACAUUAUUGUAAAAACAGUCUUGUUUGAGACUUUAAACUAGAAACACGUUCCCUGCUAUUAAAGCUUUUUCUCAGCAUUUUAUUAACGCCUUUGAUUUUUGUCUCGUUAAUUAAGCUCACAAAUCCUUAUUUUAUUUUCGUAACGUCUAAGAACGUUAAAAUAUAUUAUGGUUUCUCUAAAAUAACUUAGUAUUCUGUAUAUUGACAAAGAUAAAUGAGAGAUCGAUCUAAGCCAACGCAUUUAUCUGAUCAGGUGCAGGGAGUGGUGUAGAAUUAAUUUAUACACUGAAACAUAGUUCGACUACAUUUUCAUAAACUUAGAAGUCACUACGUGUGCUUUUGGGAAGAAAAGAGAAUGAAGAAAAAUGAAUCAAAUGAAAUUGAAAGUGCCUUGAACGUUUUAUACUAUUCGUUAUCAUUAUAGCUUUGUCCGAAUAAACCUAUGUACGUGCAUUCACGAUCCCUAAUUGACUAUUGUGAAAUAAUUUUUAUACGAGAUCUGACCGAGCAUAACGUAUCUGUUAAUUUUUAUUAUUAUUAUUAAAAAAAAAAAAAAAAAAACUAUAGAUAGGAGAAAUCGAAUAAUGUUUUUUAUUUACAUGUCUUAUCCUUAUUGUCAAACCGUCAAAGUCAUGUGAAAUGAGUUCAAACUCUCCAAGCGAUGAACUCUGAUAGCCAAAUUCAUCAUCUACACAUAAUGUAAAUUACUUCAGUGCGAAUUGUCCAAUUUUCAUUCUCAUUAGUAUACCUUGAAUUUAACGCCCAUAAGAACAUUCCCAAAUCUGAAUAAUUAUUUGGUCGGAUCAAUUGUGUGAAAAAAGUUUCUUCAUCGCUGAAAAGAUUUUUUCGACUUGCUGGAUUAUGAGUGUGGCAACAUUGAGUUCUGCAAGUCUAUAAUAACGCAAAUAUACUAUGUAAUUUAGAAAACCACAAUUAAAGAUUACAUGCAUCUUUUGUGCAACACGUAUAUAUAUAUAUAUAUAUAGUAUACAAUAUACAUAAAAAGGGAUGAUAAAAAAAAUUUUAUAAUGAAAAAAAUCACACAUAUAUGAUAUUUUGGAAGAUAUCUUCAUAAUUGUAUAUAGUAGUAUUUUAGAGCAGUAUAAUUUCUACGUAUAUAUGGCUUAAGAAUUGUAAAGUGAAAAGAAAAACAUUCAUACCCAUUUUAAAGGUGCCUUGAGCGUUUUCCUACAUAAAAAAUUAUGAUGAUCAUUAAAACUCGCAGCUGAUCAAAGCGAAAUUCAUUGAUAAACUGAGAAAACUGUGAACCUCGUUACUAUAACGUUAGUGCCUAAAUUGUGUAAGCUUUGACGCCAGCUUUUGAAAAUCUGUAAAAAAAAAUAUGUCUAAAAUGUAAUCAGAUGUUUGGAAGAAAUUACAGAGAUUGAAAUAACAGCCCAGUGAGCUGAUUGGGCGUUUAAACUUACAUCCUUUCAUCGUGAAUAUAUUGUGAAAUGAGAAUAAUCAUGAUUUAUGAAAACCAAAUCACAUAUAAAGUAUAAUUACAAAGCGUAAAUGAUUAAAAUUUAUAAAUUUACUUAAGCUUAUAUGAUUUUAUUAUGUACGAUUUUAUUCAUAGUAUGUGAUAAUAAUUGUUUUAAUUAAUAUAACGAUUAAACCAAUUUCUUCGUCUGUA